Molecule: messenger RNA, 2043 nt
Organism: Exophiala bonariae
Lineage: Eukaryota; Fungi; Ascomycota; Eurotiomycetes; Chaetothyriales; Herpotrichiellaceae
Exons: 4
Coding region: 1-2043 (680 amino acids)
Biological process (GO): fatty acid biosynthetic process; tricarboxylic acid cycle; acetyl-CoA biosynthetic process
Cellular component (GO): cytosol
Molecular function (GO): ATP citrate synthase activity
Source: RefSeq, a predicted model, not a curated record
AUGGGAUUACCAGUCCGUGAAAACACUCCUCCCAACAUGCCUUCCGCUACACAAGGCGCUCCUAACGGAGUUCCUACCAUUGAUCUGCCCGAGGGCUCGUCAACCCCCACACCAUUCUCUGCCAACGACAACAUCCGUCGUUUUGAUCCUCCCUCAAGAGUACCCAGCCCAGUCCAGAGCAAUCUCUUUCAUAACAAGACGAGAUGUUUCGUUUAUGGCAUGCAGCCCAAGGCUGUCCAGGGUAUGCUCGACUUCGACUUCAUCUGCAAACGAACCACCCCCUCCGUUGCGGGUAUCAUCUACACAUUUGGUGGUCAGUUCGUCAGCAAGAUGUACUGGGGUACCACCGAGACUCUCAUCCCAGUCUACCAGUCGGUUGAGAAGGCCUUCGAGAAGCACCCUGAUGUUGAUACCAUUGUCAACUUCGCCUCCUCUCGAUCGGUCUACACCUCAACCCUCGAAUUGAUGAAUGUGCCCCAAGUCCGCUCCAUCGCCAUCAUUGCUGAGGGUGUCCCCGAGCGCCGUGCUCGCGAACUCCUUGUCAAAUCUAAAGAGAAGGGAAUCACCAUUGUUGGACCGGCCACCGUUGGUGGCAUUAAACCCGGUGCUUACAAGAUUGGUAAUACUGGUGGUAUGAUGGAUAACAUCGUGGCCUCCAAGUUGUAUCGCAAGGGUUCUGUCGGCUAUGUCUCCAAAUCCGGUGGUAUGUCCAACGAGUUGAACAACAUCGUCUCUGCAAACACCGACGGUGUGUAUGAGGGUAUUGCCAUUGGUGGUGACAGAUACCCCGGUACCUCCUUCAUCGAUCACAUUCUCCGUUAUCAGAACGAGCCUGACUGCAAGAUCAUUCUUCUUCUUGGUGAGGUUGGUGGUGUCGAGGAAUACCGAGUCAUCGAGGCUGUGAAGAAUGGCCAAAUUACCAAGCCAAUUGUUGCCUGGGCCAUUGGUACUUGUGCAAGCAUGUUCAAGACCGAGGUUCAAUUUGGACACGCCGGUGCUUCCGCCAACUCACAACUCGAGACCGCUGUCACGAAGAACGCCUCCAUGAGGGAAGCUGGCUUCUUCGUUCCUGACACCUUUGAGGAACUCCCACAAGUCCUCGCCGAGGUCUACCAGAAACUUGUCAAGCAAGGAUCCAUUAAGCCUGCUGCCGAGCCUGCAGUGCCCAAGAUCCCCCUGGAUUAUGCCUGGGCGCAGGAACUUGGCCUGAUCCGAAAGCCAGCUGCUUUCAUUUCUACCAUCUCCGAUGACAGAGGUCAGGAAUUGCUGUACGCUGGUAUGCCCAUCUCCGACGUUUUCAAGGAGGAUAUUGGUAUUGGUGGUGUCAUGUCUCUCCUGUGGUUCCGCAGACGUCUUCCCCCUUAUGCCAGCAAAUUCUUGGAAAUGGUUCUCAUGUUGACUGCUGAUCACGGUCCGGCCGUGUCUGGUGCCAUGAACACCAUCAUCACUACUCGUGCUGGCAAGGAUUUGAUUUCUUCUCUCGUUGCAGGUCUUUUGACCAUCGGAUCCAGAUUUGGUGGUGCCCUUGAUGGUGCCGCCGAGGAAUUCUCAAAGGCCUUCGACAAGGGUUGGUCGCCAAGAGAGUUCGUUGACACAAUGCGAAAGGAGAACAAACUCAUUCCCGGCAUUGGUCACCGUGUCAAGUCCCGCAACAACCCUGAUCUCCGUGUCGAACUUGUUAAGGAAUUCGUGACAAAGCACUUCCCUACCCACAAACUUCUCGACUAUGCUGUUGCCGUCGAGACUGUCACCACCUCCAAGAAGGACAACUUGAUUUUGAACGUCGAUGGAUGUAUUGCUGUUUGCUUCGUCGACUUGUUGCGCAACUCAGGAGCCUUCUCCCCUGAGGAGGCCGAAGAUUACCUCCGAAUGGGUGUCUUGAACGGACUGUUCGUGCUCGGUCGUUCGAUCGGUCUGAUUGCCCACUUUUUGGAUCAGAAGCGUCUCCGUACUGGUCUCUACCGUCAUCCUUGGGAUGAUAUCACUUACCUUCUUCCCACCCUGGGCAAAGGCGGUGAGGGACGUGUCGAAGUCAGUGUAUAA